ACCGGGGCGCUGGCGGGCUGCUGCUCCUCCGUCGUCGUCGUUGCCGGCGCUGUUCGGCUCAAGCGGGCCCACCCAGGGCAGGCGGAGGCCCCGGCCGGGCUGGAAUCCGGCGGCUGGAACGCCCCAGGGCGCCCGAGUCCCGGGCUCCACGCUGCUGCGUCAGCGCCGCCUCCUCCUCCUCCUCCUUCGCCGCCGCCGCCGCGUAGCCGCCCGGCUGCGGGAUGGGGACUGGAGGCGCGCCCCCUUCUGGGGCCCGCGCGCUCAAGGCCGGAGGAGGGGGCGGCGGCUGCUGCUGCUUCUCCUGCUCCCGCCGCGGCUCCCGCUCCCGCCGCUCCCUCGGCCGAGGAAGGCUCGGCUGCCGUCCUGCCGCCGCUGCUCCGCGCCCGCUGCUGCUGCUGCUGCCGCCGCCUCCGCGCCCGCCGCCGAUGUGCUCUAACUCCCCGAAAGCAGCAGCGGCAGCAGCGAGCCCCUUGCUCCGCUCAGGCUCCGUCCUCCCUUCCUGCUUCCUCGUCGGCAGCCAAUCGGCGCCCUCCCCAGCGCCGUCCGCUCCGACGCGCCCGCCAAUCGCCAGGCACCUGGCCCGCCCCCGCUAGCCAAUCUCCGCACCAACCACCCGCCCCAGCCAAGUCCCAGCGCAGCUUGCAAGGCAAGGCAGGCAGGCGAGGCGGGCGGCUCCCAGCGGACACGGCAUGGCCACGGCCGCCCAGCCGGGGGAGGGGCGUCCCCACGCGAGCGGCAGCAUCCUCCGCGCGCGCCCCGCCCCCCCGCCGCCCAACCUGUCUUCUCGGCAGCCCCGUCGCGCCUCUAGUCCGCCCCAUCGCUCUUUUCCCGCCUGCCCAAGUCCCCAUCUGCUUUUCCCAUCCUCCCCUGGACGUGAGCGGGGCGGGGGCGCCUUCCCUCCUCGCCUCGGCCGCCCCUCGUGCUUCCCCACGCGGCUUUCCUCGCGGGGAAGAGAAACGCCUCGAUGAAGUUUAUUUAGCCCGGCUCCGUCCGUCCCCCGCCCCCCAAAUUCUCCCCCUCCUCUUCCCGUCGCUCUUUCUCGCCCUGUCACACAACGGACUAGCCGUCACCUUGGUCGGCCACCAACAGCACCCUCCUCCUCCUCUUCCAUUCGAGCGCCUCUUCCUUUGUUGCAUCCAGUCCCCUCGGGAGAUCUUCCAUAUUCAGGUCACCGGCUCUACUUGUCAGUCACCGUCCACCAGAAGCCGCCCACAUCGACCCGAGCCCCUCUGCUUUCUACCCAUCUACUUUGCCCAGAAGUUCCUAGGCUAGCAAUCCUGCUUUCCCUCAACUUUCCCUUACUUGUUGGACUUUCAUCUCGACCAGUCUCUAAAGCUUGGAGGAACAUUUGUACAGCUAAAGAAGAAUCGCCGCCCCCCCAAAUCCCCCAUCUCCUUGCUGGCAUAAGGGAAGGAAAGGGGUGGCCUUAGCAGUCUCACUUCCACUGUUGGGUACUAGACUGUCCUUGCGCCUCAUCUCUGCAACAACAGGGCACCUGUGGACCAUAGCUGUGCACACCAUAGACAAAUGCAAGCUUGAUUGCAUUACCAUUUAAAAUGAUUACAUAGCACUGAAUAUUGAACCAAGUCCUCAGCACAAUAUCAAGGCUGCAGAAUAAAUGAGCAAAACAUUGCAUGCACCUUGGUAAUGUUCAUUGUGUGUGUGUUCCUCUUUCAGGGAGCCUAAUGUGAAAAUGUCAGGUUAAUACAACAGGCUUUUCAAUUUUGCCUUC
Podarcis raffonei (Aeolian wall lizard) is the source of this 1732-nucleotide messenger RNA. Its product is annotated as proline-rich protein 36-like. The transcript has a single exon. The annotation marks the transcript as partial. The record is from RefSeq and is a predicted model, not a curated record. NCBI's taxonomy places the organism in Eukaryota, Metazoa, Chordata, Lepidosauria, Squamata, Lacertidae.